AUGGUCAACUUCACACCCUGGCGGAAGCCGCAAGCAGUUGAUGAGAGUGGCGUGGUUUCGACUGCCACAUCCACACAAGAGAAGGAUGCCCCUCGACGCAGGUGGAAUCUGGGAAUCCUUAGCGACCCACAGACUGACGAAGUGCCUGGCUCCGUUAUCCUCCUUUCCAAAACGCACAACCGCAACGAACCGUUGGGACUCCAACAUGCCCACGCACGCACAUCGGCUUCGUCUCUACCCACGGCGUACCGUCCCCGGCCUCAGCGGACUGCCUCGCAACCAGGCUCCCGUCAGUCGUCUCGUUCCCGACUGCCGGAGAAGAAGCGUACAAAGGACGGUCGCUUCAUUCUGGAACCUCAGCCCGAAGAAUCGGCAAACGACCCGCUUAACUGGGCACAAGUGCGACGAGAUCUCGCUCUCGUCUCGCUGGGCUUCUACUGCAUGAUCGGAGGAGGAAUGACGCCGUUGUUAGCCGCUGGUUUCAACGACGUUGCUGAGACAUACGACGUGACAAUUCCUCAGGUGGCAUUGACUACAGGCCUGUACAUGCUGGGACUUGGUAUGGGUAGCGUUUUCGCGUCACCUACUGCCAUCCUGUUCGGAAAGCGACCCGUCUAUUUGGGUGCCAUCAUACUAUUUACCAUCUCCUCAAUAUGGUGCGCCGUAUCACCCAACUACGCCUCCCUGGUGGUGGCUCGCAUCGUCCAGGGCUUUGCUGUCUCCCCAGUCGAGUGCCUACCGAGCGCUACCAUUGCCGAGAUCUUCUUCCUCCACGAAAGAGCCUACCGUCUGGGUAUCUACACGCUACUUUUGCUUGGCGGGAAGAAUCUGAUCCCCUUGGUCAGUGCCGCUAUUGUGCAAUCGCUGGGAUGGCGGUGGGUGUUCUGGAUCACGGCCAUUAUCGUCGGUUUCUGCUUCUUCCUCAUUUUCUUCUUCGUGCCCGAAACCUUUUGGGACCGAGCACCAAGGCCAGCUAAGCGACACAAUCGCGCUCGUAGCAAGAGUCCAGGGCAACACAAUGGACACUUCCAUCUACCACACCUGCAUCACAAGAAGGCUGUCGAUGCAUCACGAGCACAGAACGCAUCCUCAGUUCCAGCAACACCUUUGCCUACAUCGCCUCUGGCAUCGCCUAAUGAGCUCCCCACCAAACGCCACAAGACUGCACACGUUGGAUUUGCCGAGCCAGAGCCCAUUGACAAGAUUGACCAUGCAGAUGUUACUGGUGAGACAAGACGACAGGCAAGUGCUCCGCCGACUCCGCGUUCUCCGAUGAGCAUACAUUCCACACCUGGCGAGAACCCGCGUCAGGACUAUUUUGGACAGCUCCCAGAAACCACUGUAGCCGACCCGGAGAAGCAAGAUAGUCGUGCUGGCAGCGAACACAUAUCGACUGAUCCUGCCGAAUCCGACCACGUCUCAGAACAGUUUUCCAUCCACUAUACCGACUACUAUCGUGAUGCCCCACGAAAGUCGUAUCGUCAGUCGCUCAGGCCAUGGAAUGGACGUCUCGUCAAGGACAGGUGGCUUCGUGUUGCCAUCCGUCCGUUUAUCCUCUUUGCCUAUCCUGCCGUCCUUUGGUCAUCGCUCGUCUACGCUCUUGCUGUUGGUUGGUUGAUUGUGCUGUCUGAGUCAGUUGCACACAUCUACCACGAUACGUCGUAUAACUUCACCCCGCUCCAAGUGGGCCUCGUCUAUAUUUCGCCAUUUGUAGGUGGUGUUCUCGGUACCGCAGUAGCAGGUCGAGUUUCCGAUCUUGUAGUACGGUUCAUGGCGCGUAAGAACGAUGGCGUAUACGAGCCAGAAUUCCGUCUCCUCAUGGCGGUACCAAUUACCAUUAGCACUGUCAUCGGACUCAUGGGUUUUGGUUGGAGUGCAGAAGAAAGGAACAAUUGGAUUGUCCCUACCGUCUUCUUUGGCGUCAUCAGCUUCGGAUGCUCGCUGGCUAGUACCACGGCCAUUACUUUCGUCGUUGACAGUUACCGCAUGUAUGCUGGCGAAGCGCUUGUGACGCUUAAUUUUUCGAAGAACGUUUUACACGGCUUCAUCUUCUCCCUCUUCUUCCCACAUUGGCUUGAAUCAAGUGGUAGCAAGGAUACGUUUUUGGCAAUUGGAGGCAUUCAAUUAGGGUGCAUGCUUUUCAGUAUUCCCAUGUACAUAUAUGGUAAGAGGGCACGGAUGUGGACUGUUAGGAAGAACUUGAUGGAGAAAUUUUAG
This is a messenger RNA of Alternaria atra, 2217 nucleotides long. RefSeq lists its product as uncharacterized. Gene Ontology annotation, biological process: transmembrane transport. Gene Ontology annotation, molecular function: transmembrane transporter activity. The record is from RefSeq and is a predicted model, not a curated record. The transcript is spliced from 3 exons. Bases 1 to 2217 code for a protein of 738 amino acids. Lineage: Eukaryota; Fungi; Ascomycota; Dothideomycetes; Pleosporales; Pleosporaceae.